Molecule: messenger RNA, 844 nt
Organism: Antrostomus carolinensis (chuck-will's-widow)
Lineage: Eukaryota; Metazoa; Chordata; Aves; Caprimulgiformes; Caprimulgidae
Gene: TAMM41
Product: TAM41 mitochondrial translocator assembly and maintenance homolog
Exons: 7
Biological process (GO): cardiolipin biosynthetic process; CDP-diacylglycerol biosynthetic process
Cellular component (GO): mitochondrion
Molecular function (GO): phosphatidate cytidylyltransferase activity
Source: RefSeq, a predicted model, not a curated record
AACAAUAUGCUGGACUUCGUGUUUGCUGUUGAUGAUUCUGUGACCUGGCACAUGAGGAACUUGUUAAAGAACAGGGGUCAUUAUUCAUUCCUAAAAGUUUUUGGACCAAAACAGAUAAGUAGUAUACAGAGCUAUGGAGCUGGGAUUUACUACAAUACUUUAGUGCCAUGUAAUGGUAGGAUGAUAAAAUAUGGUGUAAUUAGCACUGAUACCCUGGUUGAUGAUUUACUUCACUGGAAGACCCUCUAUGUCGCUGGACGCCUACAAAAACCGGUCAAAAUACUGACACAGAAUGAGAACAGCAAGCUGCAAGCUGCUCUCGUUAGCAACCUGAAGAGUGCAGUCACUGCAGCCUUCCUCAUGCUACCAGAAAGUUUCUCUGAAGAAGAUCUCUACACGCAGAUUGCAGGACUCUCCUAUUCUGGUGAUUUCAGAAUGGUAAUAGGAGAAGACAGAUCGAAAGUGCAGAACAUAGUGAAACCGAAUGUUCCCCAUUUUCAGAAGCUGUACAGUAACAUACUGCAGGACUGCCCUCAAGUGGUAUAUAAGCACCAUCUGGGAAGGCUAGAGAUUGAUAAAAGUCCAGAAGGUCAAUUUGCACAACUAAUGGCUUUGCCAAGAACUCUGCAACAAAAGAUAACUUCUCUGGUAGACCCUCCUGGAAAAAACAGAGAUGUGGAAGAAAUUUUACUGCAAGUUGCCCAUGACCCUGACUGCGGAUUUGUGGUGCAUCAAGGCAUUUCAGGAAUUGUGAGAUCUUCCAGCAUAGUGCAGAGUGCUAAAACCGUACUAACAGCUGGUAAGAAGAAAAAAAUACUUUAUAAUUCACUCUGGCUUUCUGCAU